AUGUUCCGCCAAAUACGCGUAGCACCCGAAGACACUAAAUAUCAGUGUAUCUUCUGGCGUCCUUCAGAAAACUCUCCGCUAGCAGCUUAUCGUUUGGAAACCGUCACAUACGGCACGGCGUGUGCACCCUUUCAUGCCAAUCGCGUCUUAAAACAACUCGCGAAAGACGAAGGCGAAAAGUAUCCGUUGGGAGCAGCCAUCUUGUUAGACGAAUUCUACGUAGACGAUGCUAUGUUCGGUGCAGACGAUCCGUCGCUAUUAGUAGACAUGCGCGAUGAGCUGAACCGAUUGCUCAUGGCGGGCGGGUUUAAAUUGAGGAAAUGGGCAAGCAACUCUUUGUCACUCCUCAAAGAUAUCCCAGCAGAGGAUCAUGGGUUAGCGGUUAGCAGAACCUUGCAAGAUGACGAAAGGGUUAAGGUGUUAGGAAUUCAGUGGAACCCUUCCUCCGAUGUCUUUCAUUUCCAUACGAAUACUCCCGAACUUAAGAAAUAUACGAAGCGGGCAUUCUUAUCGCUAUUGGCAAAAACGUACGACCCGUUAGGUUGGAUAGCACCCUUUAUUGUUCAAGGAAAAAUAAUCUUACAAAAGUUGUGGUUGGCAAAAGUUAGCUGGGACGACAAUUUACCUCCAGAUUUAGCACGCGAUUCGUACGCUGCAGCGGUGUAUAUCCGAGUAGAGUCUUCGUCAACAAAGGUUACGCUGCUGUAUGCAAAAACUAAGGUGGCCCCGUUGAAAGUGCAGAGCAUUCCUCGGCUUGAACUCUGCGCGGCUGAGCUGUUGAGUCGGGCGAUCAAUUUUGUUCUUGGGGCGUUGCGAGUCAAACUCGAUGCCAUCGUCUGUUGGUCAGAUUCAAAGGUUGUAUUAGAUUGGUUAAAUGCACCUCCAGGAAACUGGAAGACCUUCGUAGCAAACCGAGUAUCAGAAGUGCAAACGAGCUUACCUUCGGCUCUGUGGCGUCACGUCCCAGGGACGCAAAACCCCGCCGAUUGUGCGUCGCGAGGAUGCUCAGCCAGGGAUCUCAGGACGCAUGAUCUCUGGUGGAGUGGACCGAGCUGGCUGUCAGAUCCCUCGGAGAGCUGGCCACAGCAAGGGUUCACUCCAAGGGACGAGCAGGUCGGCGAGGAAUGUUCGGUACAGGUGGUGUCAAACGUAGAUCACAAGGUGGAACCGUUGGAGAUCUUCUCUCGUUUCUCUUCCUGGCCUAAAUUAUUGAGAGUACUUGUAUACGUGUACAAAUUCUACAACGCGUGCAGAAAAAGUCCAAACACAGAGAAAGGCAAGGUCGUCUCGAAGACAGAAAUACAGUUCGCAAAAACUAAAUGCUUUCAACUGACACAAGCUAAUCACUUUCCAACAGAAUUGAGAGAACUUGCUAAACCAAAAGGAGUGCUAACUAAAAGUUCAAUUUUGGCUCUUUCCCCGUAUUUAGAUAAAGAUCACAUAAUUCGCGUGGGUGGGCGCUUAAAGUACUCACCUCUGCCUGAAUCGGAGAAACAUCCGAUAAUACUUCCGCGAUGCCACGUCACUUCACUAAUUUUGAGGCACGUGCACAUCAUGACGCAGCAUGGAGGGCUGCAACUGACACUGUGA
Osmia lignaria (orchard mason bee) is the source of this 1590-nucleotide messenger RNA. Lineage: Eukaryota; Metazoa; Arthropoda; Insecta; Hymenoptera; Megachilidae. The record is from RefSeq and is a predicted model, not a curated record.